Molecule: messenger RNA, 1649 nt
Organism: Lagopus muta (rock ptarmigan)
Lineage: Eukaryota; Metazoa; Chordata; Aves; Galliformes; Phasianidae
Gene: FHIT
Product: fragile histidine triad diadenosine triphosphatase
Exons: 7
Coding region: 197-610 (137 amino acids)
Biological process (GO): intrinsic apoptotic signaling pathway by p53 class mediator; diadenosine triphosphate catabolic process; negative regulation of proteasomal ubiquitin-dependent protein catabolic process
Cellular component (GO): cytoplasm; nucleus; plasma membrane
Molecular function (GO): bis(5'-adenosyl)-triphosphatase activity; ubiquitin protein ligase binding
Source: RefSeq, a predicted model, not a curated record
CCCAAACACCACACGCGGCGGCCGCCGAGUACCGACCCGCCCCUCAGCUGCUGCGAGCCGCCGUCGGCACACCCCUUUCCGCCGGAGUGACGCAUGCGUGCUAGGAGACGGAGUGUUACUUACCGAAAUAACGUGGUGAGAAGUCAAGCCCCAAGGAAUUGUUAAAAGGAAAGAUACCCAGAGGAUAACGUCUAUCAUGCUGCGGUUUGGCCAGCACCUCAUCAAGCCCUCCGUGGUCUUCCUGAAGACCGAACUUUCCUUUGCUCUCGUGAACCGCAAGCCGGUGGUCCCGGGCCAUGUUCUCGUUUGCCCUCUGCGGCCGGCGGAGCGUUUCCGUGACCUGUGUCCUGAGGAGGUGGCUGAUUUAUUUCGUACGGCUCAAAGGGUUGGCAAUGCAGUGGAGAAACACUUCUGUGCCACCUCGCUCACCAUCACAAUUCAGGAUGGCCCUGAAGCUGGACAAACGGUGAAGCAUGUUCAUGUCCAUGUCCUUCCAAGGAGGUCAGGAGACUUCAGCAGGAACGAUGAUGUCUACAAGGAGAGAAAAUCUGUGGGAAUUUCAUGGGGUCAUUCCUGCAAGGACUGGGUGCCCGGAUCACACAGCCUCUGAGCUCUGGAGAAGCUCCCUACAUUAGCCUAAGCACAAGAGCAGAGUGCUGUGGAUCAUGUACUUCUGAUAUGUAAGAAUCAAACGGACAUCAUCGUUACAAUUCAUACUAGUGUCCUGUGUCAGCUUGCAGCACAAAGGAAACCUGUGAAAAAUAAAGUGCAGCCGAUCCCUAGCAGAAUGAAUAUUUUCCUGUUAUAUGAACUUUUCAUGAUGAAAUGGUCUCAUCUCUGUGGAAAAAUCAUUGUAUUGCCCCAGCUGUUGUCAAUAACUUUUAUGCAUUGACUGCUUUUUCUGCUAGACAAUAUUUACACUUCUCCACUCACCCGAUUGAUCUUCAUUUUCACAGGGAAUUUUUUGGGGGUAAAAUAUAACCAGUUUUUUUAAAAAAGGUAAACAACCCAGAAUUGCACUCGAGGGAAGAUAUACAUUGUAAGCUUAGUGACAACUUAAUGGCUUGUAGUAUAUCAGAUGUCUUCUAUGCUGCCAUCUUCUUGGGGAAAGUAUUUCUGUACAAUGUGUAAACCUAUGCACAUAGAAAACUAUACACGCUCCUUCAUUUUUUCCUCUCUCAGGUGUAAGCAUUCUUGGCACUGGCAGGAUAUGUUUAGUGCUGUACAGGAGCAGUACCAUUCUUCUUCUGCAGGAAAUGGAAGACAACUUUAACUCUUAUUUCUUAAAAAUUCCCAGCAAGCCUGUAUAUUAACUGUCUUUUCACUGAAUAGUGCUUGCUCGUUUCAUAGGAAAUGCAUUAUUUCAUUGAUUUAGUUUCUAUUUUAUAUGCUAGAGAAAUAAAAUUUCCAUAUAGAAAAGCAUACACAAAGGAUAUGACCUUUUAAGUUUAGCAGAGAAAAUAACUGAAUGCAAUGUAAUUAAUAUGCCAUAUAAAUGCCAACAACAACAUUAAUGCGCCAUAAAACCAGCACUGUUAAAAUGAUAUAGUCUGGAAAUGAAAAAGUUAAGUUUCUCUUGGCUUCAUUAAUUUGCUCACAUUCUGUUUCUAUGAAAGAAGCAACAUGCUCCUUAUCUAAACCAGGAGAAU